Messenger RNA from Ilyonectria robusta, 1131 nucleotides. RefSeq lists its product as uncharacterized. The record is from RefSeq and is a predicted model, not a curated record. Bases 1 to 1131 code for a protein of 376 amino acids. The transcript has a single exon. NCBI's taxonomy places the organism in Eukaryota, Fungi, Ascomycota, Sordariomycetes, Hypocreales, Nectriaceae.
AUGUCGGGCAACUUCGGCUCGGGGACGGAGGGCUACUCCCAGGUCGCCAUCUACAUCAUCAUUGUGUUUCUGACGCUCGCCAUGUACAAUGUCAUCGAGCUCACCUUUAUCAUCUGGGGCACCUUCAAGCGCCAUGCUGGUCUCUACUUUUGGUCAUUUCUGGGUGCCUCCUGGGGGAUUCCGUUUUAUUGUGCCGGCUUUCUCAUCAAGUACUUUGCCCCGGCGUCUCUAGGCUACUUGGCCGCGACGUUGAUUGCGGGCGGCUGGAUUGCAAUGGUUACGGGCCAGUCGUUGGUGCUGUGGUCUCGCCUUCAUUUGGUACUGCGCAACCGACUACGACUAAAGAUGAUUCUCUGGAUGAUCAUCAUCGAUGGCUUCGUGUGCCACGGCGCCAUCAUCCCUAUGAUUUAUGGCUCCUUUUCCAACAACCCCAACCUCUGGUAUCAGCCAUACUCCAUCAUGGAAAAGAUCCAGGUCACGAUUUUCUUUAUUCAGGAGAUUAUCAUUUCGAGCUUUUACAUUAUCGAAACCGUUAAACUAAUGAAACUCGAGCGGACCAUGGGCAACGGCAAGGCGAGCCGUCGCCUGAUGAACCACCUCAUCUUUGUCAACUUCGUCAUCAUUCUCCUCGACGUCACCAUCCUCGGACUCGAGUACGCCGAUCAGUACCAGUACCAGACCUCAUACAAGGCCCUCGUCUACAGCGUCAAGUUGAAGCUCGAGUUCACCAUCCUAAACCGCCUAGUGGAGAUGACGACAGGAAACAAGGACAACAGCUCCGGUCCACGAAGCCGAAAUCAAUAUACGAACAACAGGACCGGAAUCGCGUUGGAUACCUACAUCAACGACGCCGCAGCGAAGCCCGUCGGCGACGUCUCGUACCAGGCAUAUGCCAUGGGAGGCGAGGAAGGUUCGUCGGCGGACCAAGCACACAGGGCGCCGACUCGGGACGACGGGGUGAUGAUGACGACGGAAAUUGUCGUUCAUCGAGAAGAUAGACAGGCAGAUGAAGGAGAAAGCAUGGGCAGGAAGUCAUCAGCCAGCUCGACGAUUGGACGAGCAAAGCCGUUUGACCGGGGGGACUUGUCAAAGUCGUCGUCGGAGCUCCAUCUAGCGUCGCGGGGGUUCUGA